AUGCCCAAGCAAACAGCAGUGACGAUUACUUUGGCGACCCUGCUGGGUGUCGCAGUGGGGGGCCUGGUUUUGUGGAAGGCAACCCAGCGUCGGAAAGGAAAAGCAUGUUGUAGUAGUCAGAGAGAGGAAGCAGUUACAGACUUGGGAGAUGAGAAACUGAUUAAGGCAGAGGAUAAGGAGGUGCUUUCCUUCUUCAGAUCCCCCACCUUUUCCUGGGUAGAGAGGACCCUUGGUGCAGACAUAGUGAUAGUUUCAGAGCAGGAGGAGUGGGAUCGUGUUGAGCCCUUGCUGAAGAAGGAGCUGGAGAACUGGCCAGUGCUUGGAAUUGACUGUGAGUGGGUAUCUGUGGAGGGAAAAGCGAAUCCUGUGUCCCUCCUACAGAUGGCUUCUUCUAGUGGCCUCUGCAUUCUUGUUCGGUUGCCCAGGCUUGUUGCCAGUGGACAGACUAUCCCAAAGACCCUGUUGGACAUCAUGGCAGAUAGUGCUGUGUUGAAAGUUGGGGUAGGAUGCUGGGAGGAUGCUUGCAAGUUACUUCAUGAUUAUGGUCUUCCAGUCAAAGGGAGUGUGGAUCUCCGCUAUUUAGCCAUGAGACAGCGGAAGGAUCUACUUCACAACUGCCUUAGCCUUAAGUCUUUAGCCGAAAAAGUCCUGAACUGCCCACUUGACAAGUCUCCUCAUGUGCGUUGCAGCGACUGGGAGGCAGAAGAGUUGACACAAGAUCAGGUUCUCUAUGCUGCUAGGGAUGCCCAGGUCUCAGUGGCUGUGUUCCUCCACUUGCUGGGAUUUGCCAGCCUCCCUGCUAUAUCUGAAGUUGAAAACUCUGUCGCUGCUUGGGAAAAAGCACUGGGUAAAUGCCGGGGCUUGGUGGAUGUCCCAUUUAGGGGAAGAAAGAGUGGCAGCACUGGAGAGGAGAAGAGUGGAGAGGGACGCUCCCCUCAGAAAACAAAGAAUCGGAAAUCUUCGGUAAAUGGCCAGACCUCUGGCAGUCAACAAGUGAGAGAUCCACGGAGGCAGAAGCGAAAGCCGCUGGGUGUGGGAUAUUCUGCACGAAAAUCUCCACUGUAUGACAACUGCUUCCUGCAUGCACCAGAUGGACAACCCCUGUGCACUUGUGAUCGCAAGAAAGCUCAGUGGUAUCUGGACAAGGGGAUUGGAGAUCUAGUUAGCACAGAACCAUUUGUUGUGAAGCUGCGGUUUGAGCCUUCAGGACGUCCUGAGUCUCAAGUUGAUUAUUAUCUGACAGUCAAAGAGAACCUGUGUGUUGUAUGUGGCAAGCGAGAAUCCUAUAUCCGGAAGAACAUUGUUCCUCACGAAUACCGAAGACACUUCCCCAUCCAGAUGAAGGACCACAACUCUCAUGACGUGCUGCUACUCUGCACAUCCUGCCAUGCCAUCUCCAAUUACUAUGACAACCAUCUCAAGCAGCAGCUGGCUGAGGAGUUUCGUGCCCCCAUCGGCUCUGAGGAAGGCGUGCGUCUGCUGGAGGACCCUCUGCGCAGGCAAGUGCGUUCGGGGGCCCGAGCCCUGCUGAAUGCAGACAGCCUGCCUGACCCCCGAAGGGCAGAACUUCUGCAAAGCAUCAAGGACUUCUUUAACACGGAGGCAGUCACCCCAGAGAUGCUUCAGGAAGCAGCUGGUUUGGAAACCAGGAUCUGCAAUGAGAGCUACAUGCCACAUGGACUGAAGGUGGUGCAGUGUUUUGCUAAAGGAGGCCUGCGCUCCCUUAUGCAGUUGGAGAGACGCUGGCGGCAGCAUUUCUUGGACAGCAUGCAGCCCAAGCACCUCCCAGAGCAAUGGUCAGUCGACCAUAACCACAUGAAGCUGAUCCGAAAGUAUGGAGAGGAUCUUCAGAUCGAGCUGUCGUGAAACUAACUUCCUGGACGCUAGAUAGUGUCUAAUGGACAUACAUAACUGAAGGUGGAAGGACUGGUUUUUAUUUCUAUGUUUCCGCUAACAUCUGGGCCUGGGUUUGCAAAUCUGGCAGAUUUGGCGUUUUAUAGAGUUAAAUCUGCUGAUUUGAAUUUUCAGGUGGUUUGGAAUUUUUAAUCCUAGGCUGUCACUGACUAGUUCAGUGCAAGACUGAUACACUAAGGGAACUUGUCUUCUCAAGGUGACUAUGGAGAGUUAUUUUCUAACCCCCAGGAUGGCUGAUGCCUCCAGACCAUCUCUCUUAACACAGAGCAUGACAUAUGAACGUUUCCAGGUUUUCCAAGAGAUACAUCUGCACCCUUCGCUGCAC
Messenger RNA from Phaethon lepturus (White-tailed tropicbird), 2239 nucleotides. It is a transcript of the gene EXD2, whose product is annotated as exonuclease 3'-5' domain containing 2. Gene Ontology annotation, molecular function: nucleic acid binding; 3'-5' exonuclease activity. Gene Ontology annotation, cellular component: nucleus; cytoplasm. The record is from RefSeq and is a predicted model, not a curated record. Lineage: Eukaryota; Metazoa; Chordata; Aves; Phaethontiformes; Phaethontidae. The transcript is spliced from 8 exons. Bases 1 to 1866 code for a protein of 621 amino acids. Gene Ontology annotation, biological process: nucleobase-containing compound metabolic process.